AUGACCUGCUCCAUCCUCCUCAGGGCGGCGGCGGUCGCCGUGGUCGUGGCCGUCCUGUCGGCCACGGCGGGCGCGUCCUCGUUCAGCCCCACCGCGCCUCUCCCCUCUGACCUCCUUUUGUCAACUCCCUUUCUCUGGAUCACCGCGAACGUCAUCAUCGUCUGCCUCUUCGUAUUCUCCUAUCGACACCACACCGGAGCGGUCGUAUCCUCCUCAUCGGGCGGCGACGUAUCAGCGACCAUGGACGGCCUCUUUGAACUUGACCUAUUUGCUGCCGCUCCAGACGCUGUCGUGGCGCUGGACCUGGUCUCGGUGAGGCAGCCACGGCAAGCAAGAACAGCCAAGAACCCAGCCGGCGCCCCCCGCGUGCGCAAGAAGUCGGCAGGCGAGGACAAGCCAACGGCAGCCGUCGUUGCGGAGGCCACGCCAGGCGUCAAGAUGGAGCACAUCGAGGAGGUAGGCGCCGCCGCCACUGCAACUGCGUCCGAGCCCGCUGGCACCGACGACGUGUCGAUGGACUCGGCGUGGCAGUCCAUCGUGCGGAGAGGCGCGGCGCGGCCGGUGGCAGUGCGCAAGAGCGAGACGUGGGGCGGCGAGGAGCUGCCGCGGAUGCGGCGCGCGGCCGACACGGCCGUCUCCGUGCGGAGGGAGAUGCAGAAGUCGGCGUCGAUGGUUCCGCCCUCGCCGCUGCACCCGAGCGCGGCGUCGUCGUCCUCUCCCGUAGCGGCGAAGCAGGGGUGGCGCACCAGGGACGUGCUGGUGAUGGCGCAUGACGAGCUCCUGCACCGCGCCGAGAGCUUCAUCCGGAGGCAGCACGAGCAACUGCGCAUCCAGCGCCAGUUGUCCGACCAGCGCCACAUAGCCAUGGAUCAGCAAAAUCGCGGCUUGCUGCGUGCCGCCGCGCCAAUCCGCGUCUAGUCAGCGCGACGCCACCAUUACAUGACCGAGCACACUCAAUGCGUCGAUCGCUUAUGGUCGCAUGGAAGACUGUACAGAAGUUAGCAAGCUAGCAACCUCCUUCGAUGAAGAGACGUACAAAAGUGCCGCCUUGGCAUGAAAUAGUUAGCUAAAUGGAACGAUGUACAGCAUAGGUAGAGUAGAAUCCGGCCAUGGCUGUGAAUGUGGCAAACUGAAGCAGUACCGGUCAUGCACCGCAACCUCCUUCGAUCGAUGUAGAUUAAAUCCCCAUGUAAAGAUUAUUCGAUCAAAUCCCCAUGUAAAGAUUAUGUUUGCGCGAGGGAUCUUUACUACAUGUAAAUUAUAUAACCUCUAAAUAAAUGGUGAGUAGUAGCCGUUUCGUUGUUCUUCGAUA
This is a messenger RNA of Lolium rigidum, 1312 nucleotides long. RefSeq lists its product as uncharacterized. The record is from RefSeq and is a predicted model, not a curated record. NCBI's taxonomy places the organism in Eukaryota, Viridiplantae, Streptophyta, Magnoliopsida, Poales, Poaceae. The coding region runs from base 1 to 918 and encodes 305 amino acids. The transcript has a single exon.